AUGGAUGAUAAUCACUACCUCACCACGUAUGAGGCUGCUUUGGCUGUUGUGGCUACGGGGAUGAAAAAGGCGCGACUAAAACCAGACACAUUGGUAAUCAAUGCAAUUAUCGGCGCCAUGUUAUUCUCAGUUGGCGGGAUGUUAAAUCUAGUUGUCCAUUCAGUGUUUCCAGGAAUCAAGGAAAACAAUCCUGGGCUUCUUCGACUUUUACAAGGAUCAUUUUAUCCUAUAGGUCUAUUUUACGUUGUGGUUAUGGGUGCAGAAUUAUUCAACGCAAAUGUGCUCUUUUUCACGGUUGCCUUGUGUCGGCGAGGAAUUUCAGUUUUAGACUUAUUGAUCAAUUGGUUCAUUACAUGGUGGUUUAAUCUUGUGGGGAAUAUUUUUGUGGGAUACAUCAUUAGUCAUUUUUCAAAUACUACUUCAAGUGAUGCAUUCAUUGAAGGAUCACACGAGCUUCUAGCAUCAAAAAUGGAGUAUUCAUUUGUGCAAAAUUUGAUCAAAGGUAUGGCAGGAAACUUUUUUGUGUGUAUGGCCAUUCAUUUACAGAUAAUGGCCAAACCGUUACAUGUUAAAUUUCUCAUGCUUUAUUUGCCAAUAUUGACAUUCAUUUCCUUAGAUUUUACUCAUUGCGUGGCAGACAUGUACAUUGUAAUCAUUGGCAAGAUCAACCACUCACCUGCACCUUGGGGCGAAAUUUGUUGGAAACUUCUUUUGCCAGGCACAAUAGGAAAUAUUAUUGGUGGAGUUUUCUUCGGAAUUGUAAUUUGCUGGUACAUGCACAUUUAUGUGGUUGAACGAGACAAGAAGGAAUUGAACCUACCAAUUUAUGAAUUCAGAGAUCAACAACCUGAGUUGAUGCAAGAUUCAAGAGUUGUACGACAAAAAGACCCCAUAUAUCACGAUGAUGUUGAGGCCAAAGAAGAUGCAAAGGAGAAGAACUCGAUCUCCAACUCCAAUGACUCUAGUGGAUCUGAAGUGUUGGAAACACAAUCAAACUUUGAGCCCAGACCAUUCCUCGCAUCUCAUGCUUCUGCAAUAUCAAGACUUAGUAACAGACGGAAGAACUCGUUGUCUUCCGUCCGGUCACCUAGAAAUGUUUUCCCCGUCUACGGUAUGGAAGAACCCUUGACUAGAGAACGCACAAUUGCCGGCGAUCGUGCGCAUGCUGGUGAGGUUACCGAUGAAGCUAAUGACGACAAUGAUGAUGACGAUGCUAAUGAAGCUCGUUCCAUUGGUUCACAGUUGGUGCGUAUUUUUACAACAAGAUCCAGAAAGGACACCUCCAAUGAUUGUUAG
Messenger RNA from Lodderomyces parapsilosis, 1296 nucleotides. RefSeq lists its product as uncharacterized. The record is from RefSeq and is a predicted model, not a curated record. The coding region runs from base 1 to 1296 and encodes 431 amino acids. Gene Ontology annotation, molecular function: high-affinity secondary active nitrite transmembrane transporter activity. Gene Ontology annotation, cellular component: membrane. NCBI's taxonomy places the organism in Eukaryota, Fungi, Ascomycota, Pichiomycetes, Serinales, Debaryomycetaceae. The transcript has a single exon. Gene Ontology annotation, biological process: transmembrane transport; nitrite transport.